AUGGGCUCUAUGCCUUGUGUUUUUGGCAUCUACAACAUUUCUAACUCUCCGCUGUCUUUUCUAGUUCUGAUUCUUCAUUUUCAGUCACUUUCUGACAAAUACGAGGCUGGUUCACAUACUUUUUCUGAGCAUCUGAAGAAUGUCGCAGAGCGGAUCACACAUUAUCAAAAUUACUUCAAAGAGUUUGUCAAAUACACAGCAAGAGCAAAUCAGAGCAGCAAAAGCAUGCAGAAAGCACUGGAGCUAACAAUGGGAAUUCCACAACGGGUACACGAUCUCGUCUACACAACCAAUAUUGAACACUAUCCCGGUGACACGGGUAAACUCGGACGACUUAUUAGACAUGAUUCGUUCGAGGUAACUGAAGGAAAUGAACCAAGCAAGGAGCGUUACGUUUUUCUUUUCAAAAACAAAGUUAUGAUUACGGACAAGAACGAUCGGACUACGCCACCGACUUACACGCAUUACGCGACAAUUAGGCUAGAUAAGUAUACUGUAUCGUCACAUAGACUUGAUGAAGAUACUAUCGUUUUGAAGCCAAAUGAGCCAGGAUUACCCGAAUUUAGUCUGAAACCAAAAGAUCCUGGCACUGCAGAGUAUGUGCGGAAAGCAUGGUUGAAAGACAUUACGGAAGAACAGGAGGCAUACGGUAAGUAA
Molecule: messenger RNA, 657 nt
Organism: Cylicostephanus goldi
Lineage: Eukaryota; Metazoa; Nematoda; Chromadorea; Rhabditida; Strongylidae
Source: the annotation of a GenBank genome assembly